CAUUUAUAUCUAGAACGUUCAUCUUGAGGUUGGGCGAUGGACCGAAAAUUCCUCUAUGCUGAACAAUCUAAUCCAUACAACUGGUGGGUGGUGGCAAGGAUUGAAUGACUAGCGGUGGGGAGGGUCCUUUGUGGUGGGCCCUGCUAGAUGAAUGGUCCCGAUUGCUGGAAGAAAUGACGAGCACACUAUGGAGAAUGUACGCAGAUCGCUUGUACUCUAAGUGGGAGAAAACUUUCCUUUGGGAUAUGAUUGAGCCCUAUCGCCGUCCAAAAUCUUUCAAGCCACUCGUUUCAGUAUAUAUAGCUGCAUUCUAUACUGGGGUUAUUGGAUCUGCACUAACAGAGCAGCUUUAUAAGGAGAAGUACUGGGAAGAUCACCCGGGAGAAGCAGUGCCUCUAAUGAAACCGAAGUUCUACUGGGGGCCUUGGAAGGUGCUAAGGGGCGAUGUCCUCCCUCCUAACCAGUGAAAACAAAACCCAAUUGAAUGAGAUCCUUUCCUAUCCUUUGAAGGAAAUCAAGUGAUUGAUGCACAGAUUAACAUGACAUUUUUGUGCAACUCACUAAAAUAUAUAAAUCAAUCUUCAAUCUCCAUGUAUAUUUUUGAGCUUUGCUCUGCUCACACGUAUGCAUGGAAUAUCAUCUACAUGCCACCACAUGUGGCAGCAAGGCAGAUAGGUUCGAUAUCCGAACAGGUCCGACCGUGUAGAUAUUCUCUCCACGGAAUCAAGCUGGUCAUAAGCUGGCCCAUGGUGUGAGAAACAGGCAGACAGGUAAAUGUAUCACUAGCUGAGGCCCACCUGAUUUGUGGAAUGACCAGAUACUUGGACUAGGGCAUCUACAUAGCAGGACUCUAAUGGAUGGAUUGGAUCUCAUAUUCAUGUACCAUGCUGGAACCUGUGGUGGCUUCUACAUGAACUGCCUAUUGCAGGAGUGUGGGUUUUAGUAACAUUUGUAUAUUUAUGCAUCUCAUUGAUGAGAAAUGCACAGCACUUUUGUUAUUAUUUUUUAUUUGCAUGCGGUUCAUAUUUAAUUUAGAGAAAACCUGGUUUUCAA
This is a messenger RNA of Magnolia sinica, 1053 nucleotides long. RefSeq lists its product as uncharacterized. NCBI's taxonomy places the organism in Eukaryota, Viridiplantae, Streptophyta, Magnoliopsida, Magnoliales, Magnoliaceae. The record is from RefSeq and is a predicted model, not a curated record. Bases 105 to 467 code for a protein of 120 amino acids. The transcript has 3 exons.